AUUAAACCUAAAUAUGAGACAUACAUGUAGUUCUGGCUGUAGUCACUGGAUGGUGAUAAUGAACACUUUGUGCAGUGAGUCUGAAAAGAGGAAGAAACGCAUUGCUGUUCUGCAUCCAUACGCUUCCACCCAGGAAGACAGGGUCAUAUUGGUUUGGCACGAUCGGCACUUCGUCCAUGGUGCCUGCUGUGCCCAUGCUGCAGGAUAUGAAGUGGAAAGCUGCAGCACUGAGAGUAAAUAGAAAAGUGAGGACUUCAAUGAUACUCCACAGUGAGAGAUGACAGACUCGCAGGUGUCUCUGCUGCUGCACUGUGCCGCCUGGAGGGGUCUGCUGCAAGCCCAGGUACAGGUGGAGCUUUCUGAAAGAUUCAACAGGCAGACGGAUCCGGCUGUGGAUCGUCACAUAGAGGAGGUGUGGACAGAGCGAGUGUCCAAAGAGCCGUGGCUUUUCAACGGGUCAAAAUUCAGACUCCACUCUUUCUGCUUGUCAUCGUCCUCUGUUUCUCACCCAGCCUGCACUCCUCCCCCCCACACCCCCUCCUCAGACCGAGCAGAGGAGCAGCAGGGUGAUACACCACACAGCACACAGAGAAUGGAGAAGUCAUGUAUCACACAUUCACUGCAUGACGCAGCUCAGAGCAGUUUGGACAGAAGGAGCAGAGCUGUGAAUCAGGUAGAAAGUGCAGAUAGUGUCAGUGCACUGUCACCAGCUUCCUCCACGUUCAAUAAAAACGCAGAUGACCCCGAGCCCCUCCUCACUCUGAGACUCGGCCUCACAUGCUACAAAGACUACCUGGGAACCAACUGGUCGUGUCGGGUGGCAGAGCUGCGUCAGCACGGAGAGGCGGAGUUCGGGGAUGCUCUGGCGCUGCUGGCUCAGCCUCUGGGCGUGGGCGGGGUGCUGUGUACAGCCGACGGACAGGUGGUGCUGAUCAGGAGGAGCCAGAAGGUGGCGGAGGCCGUGGGACUGCUGGACAUCCCCGGGGGGCACCCAGAGCCGAAGGUAGUGUGUGAGCGGCUGGGCCAGGCGGUGUGUGAGGAGCAGAUCAGCGUGGAUAUGAUGCAGCAGAGGCCCGUCGUCUCAGAGCUGUUCUCGUCUGUGUGCGCCGAGAUCAGAGACGAGGUGAAUAUUCCUCUGAGCUCCCUCGGAGAGCCGGUCCUGAUGGGCGUCGCUCUGAAUCACACCAGCGCAGGCAGACCUAGUGCUGAGUUCUACGUCAGUUGCUCGUUGACAUCUGAUGAAGUAAGAAAGUUGUACUGGAAAGGAGGAGCGGAGGCCCAUGAGUCCACAGAUAUUGUCUUCCUCGGCAGAACUGAAGUGUUGCAGCUGGACAUCAGCAGCCCUCUGUGGGCGGAGCUGUGUCCUUCAGCUAAAGGAGCCGUGCUGCUGUAUCAGACGGUUUCUUCAGCAGUAACCUCCAUAUCCGCUGUCUCUGUAAUAGGAGCCCUGCUGCUGAUAAGGCCCACUCCACUGAAAGAAGCGCCUGAGCCUGUUCCUGAGGCAGCUCCACGUACUGCAGCUCCUCCUGAAGCUGGCUCUCCUGCUCUGGAAGUCUGAACAUCACUGGAGGCAAGAAAACAAGUUUAAGAUGUAGAAGCAAGACAGAAAUGAGGCGCUUGUGAUGUUCAGUCUGGAUUGGACCCAUUCAGAAUCCGAAUACCUUUAUUCGUCCCACAGAGGGGAAAUGUACAAUGAGUUUAAAGCCUCUUAUCUUAUUUCUGAAAUCAUCACGCAAUUGUGAUUAAUAGUGCUAUUAGGUUGCUGAAAGGCCGCCAUGUUACUACAGGUGCAUGUUUCCCUUUGUGUGCAGCAAGUUGAUUUUGAAUUCAGUAAAAAUUUGACAACAUUCACUGAAAAAAAGGGGAAAUGUUGGCAUUGAAUUACAAAAUAAUGUAGACUCAGUUUUGGUCCUUUUCCCUUGAUUCUCUAAGUGACGUUUGGGUGGCUUGAAAGAGUCAUAAACAUAUAAGAAGAUGAUUGAAAUGCAAAUAUUAUUCAUUCAAAAGUUUUCAUAUGAAAUGAAACGCCUUUCAUAUUUGCACCAGUUGGACCCACGUCUCGGGAUACAUUACCACAGAACUAUCCUCUUGUUAUAGUUUGUUACAAAAAUGUUGAUGUAAAAAAACUAGGGAUUAAAUAAGCUGGCUAGAGUCACAAAAAAUGGUCCUUAGGUGCUUCUAUUAACAGCCAACAAUGCUGAAAAACACAAAGUCACAAGGAUUUACAUAAAGAAAAUCUCAAUAUAUCUGUACAGGUCGAGGACAUAGGAUUGGUACCUCUCUGCUCUACAGCCACCGUCAGACUCACUCCCAAAACACUUGUGGCCAGGGUUUUAUACAUGUUAAGCCCCUCCCCAUAGGACAAUCCACUAUUUAUACCCCUAACCAAUGUCAUUCUAAUCUACAAACACAUUCACAAUGCAAGGCAAAUUACCCAAACACAACAAAUCAAAAUGUUCAACAUAUUAUAUCUUUCUGACCACAGAAGCCUUAAACAAUAACAUUUUUAUACUUGCA
This is a messenger RNA of Notothenia coriiceps (black rockcod), 2517 nucleotides long. RefSeq names its product nudix (nucleoside diphosphate linked moiety X)-type motif 22 (gene nudt22). The transcript has 10 exons. Gene Ontology annotation, molecular function: GDP-mannose hydrolase activity. The coding region runs from base 278 to 1558 and encodes 426 amino acids. The record is from RefSeq and is a predicted model, not a curated record. Lineage: Eukaryota; Metazoa; Chordata; Actinopteri; Perciformes; Nototheniidae.